This is a messenger RNA of Aedes aegypti (yellow fever mosquito), 1035 nucleotides long. Its product is annotated as chromodomain-helicase-DNA-binding protein Mi-2 homolog. Gene Ontology annotation, molecular function: ATP hydrolysis activity; DNA binding; ATP-dependent chromatin remodeler activity. Gene Ontology annotation, biological process: chromatin remodeling; negative regulation of transcription by RNA polymerase II. Gene Ontology annotation, cellular component: chromatin; nucleus. Lineage: Eukaryota; Metazoa; Arthropoda; Insecta; Diptera; Culicidae. The record is from RefSeq and is a predicted model, not a curated record.
GUCAAAAAACUGCACGAGAUGUUGGGACCGCACAUGCUGCGUCGUCUCAAGGCCGAUGUGCUGAAAAACAUGCCCACCAAGUCCGAGUUCAUUGUCCGUGUCGAGCUGUCUCAAAUGCAGAAGAAGUACUACAAGUACAUUCUGACCCGUAACUUCGAGGCUCUGAAUCCGAGGGGAGGUGGUGGCGCCUGUUCCCUAAUCAACAUCAUGAUGGACCUGAAGAAGUGCUGUAACCAUCCGUAUCUGUUCCAAGCGGCUGUCGAGGAGGCACCGUUGGGUCCCGGCGGAAGCUACGAAAUCCAAUCGCUGACCAAAGCGGCCGGUAAGCUGGUCUUGCUGGAAAAGAUGCUCAAGCAACUGAAGGAGCAAGGACAUCGUGUGUUGAUCUUCUCGCAGAUGACAAAGAUGUUGGACAUUUUGGAGGACUUCCUGGAAGGUUUCGGCUACAAGUACGAACGUAUCGAUGGUGGUAUCACCGGAACGCUUAGGCAGGAAGCCAUCGAUAGAUUCAAUGCUCCUGGAGCGCAACAGUUCUGUUUCCUUCUCUCUACCAAGGCCGGAGUGGGUAUUAAUUUGGCUACCGCUGAUACCGUCAUCAUCUACGAUUCGGAUUGGAAUCCUCACAACGAUAUCCAGGCCUUCUCUCGUGCCCAUCGUAUCGGUCAGGCCAAUAAGGUCAUGAUCUAUCGGUUCGUAACGAGGAAUUCCGUGGAAGAGCGAGUCACACAGGUGGCUACGAAAAUGAUGUUGACCCAUUUGGUGGUGCGACCUGGAAUGGGAGGUAAGGGAGCCAAUUUCACCAAACAGGAAUUGGACGACAUUCUGCGAUUCGGUACGGAAGAGCUGUUCAAAGAGGACGGAAAAGACGAAGAAGCUAUCCAUUACGAUGACAAAGCCGUUGCCGAGUUGCUGGAUCGUUCCAACAAGGGUGUGGAAGAAAAGGAAAACUGGGCCAACGAGUAUCUGUCAUCGUUCAAGGUGGCCUCCUAUUCGACAAAGGAAGACGUCGAAGAGGAAGUCGUGGGGCUACAAUAA